Messenger RNA from Achroia grisella, 3107 nucleotides. RefSeq names its product beta-alanine-activating enzyme (gene Aasdh). Gene Ontology annotation, biological process: amino acid activation for nonribosomal peptide biosynthetic process. The transcript has 6 exons. The coding region runs from base 109 to 3003 and encodes 964 amino acids. NCBI's taxonomy places the organism in Eukaryota, Metazoa, Arthropoda, Insecta, Lepidoptera, Pyralidae. Gene Ontology annotation, molecular function: protein binding. The record is from RefSeq and is a predicted model, not a curated record.
GUAACAUUUCGCAAAUAUGUUUACUAUUUACAUCGAACAAAUAUUUCGUAUUUAUGAUUCUUAAUUAUUUUUCAAUGACGAAGUAUUCUAAUAUUAAGUUACUAAAAUAUGAAAUUUAAACGGGGUUACUAUGAUGUUUUCCUGAGAACUUGUGCCAAAAGUCCGUCUAGUAUCGCGGUGAGACAUUAUGAAAACGGCGUCUACAGAAGCUACACGUACUCCGAGUUGUAUGGAGUAUGUGAAUAUAUAUCGCAAAAUCUUCAACAAAUUAAAUGUAAUAAAGGCAUAAUUGGAUUAAUAUCUAAAAGAAACAUCAUCAUACCAUCUGUUAUAGCUGCGGCUCACAAAUGCUGUACUACAUUCAUGUUUUUGGACCCCACACAGGAUAUAGAAAGCGUAGCUAAUGAUAUGAAAUUUAGAGUUGUCAUUUAUAUAACAAAUAAGGAAAAGGCUUUGAAAAGCGAGUUCUUUAAUAAAAAGCCAGAUAAAACUGUGACAAUUUUCAAUUUGUUUGUGUAUUUCUAUAAUUUUGAACAUCUAAAUAGUGCUAUAUGUAUACCUGAAUAUUCAUUCAUAGCCAUGACAUCGGGCAGUACUGGAGAACCAAAACACAUUCAAGUUCCUGUGCAAUGUAUUCAACCAAAUGUAGAUGAUCUAACUAAAUUGUUUAAUAUUACAUCCAAUGAUGUAAUAUAUUUCUCUACACCUCUUACAUUUGACCCUUCUAUGAUAGAGAUAUUAAUUGCCUGUUUGAAUGGAGCCUCUCUUCUAAUCGCACCUGAAAAAGCAGAAAUAUUAUUUCCUGAAAAUAGAGAAAAUUCUGUGACAUUCUGGCAGCUUACACCAUCAAGGUUUUUUCAGUAUUCCAAUGCUGAUAUCAGGAAUAAAAUAUUAAGUCCUACUUCAACAUUAAAAAUAUUGGCCCUGGGUGGGGAGCCCUUAAAUGGAGUUAAAAGACUAAAGGAACUGAAAGAUGCAAACAAUAAAACAAGAAUUUAUACUUUGUAUGGAGUAACAGAAAUGUCAUGUUGGGCCUGUGUGGCUGAAUUAGACCUUAGUAGAAUGUUAUCUGAUAAAGAAAUACCUUUGGGUAAUUGCCUAUCUGAAACAGAAUUGCAUGUGGAACCAAAUGUUGAUAAUAAAGAAUCUGGAAAAAUAGUAUUAAUAAGCAAAACGAGAAAGUGUAUUAUUUUAAAUAAAUCAAAUGGAAAUGAAGAAGAAAGUUCCCUAAAAUUCAUUGACACUGGUGAUUUGGCUGAAGUAAAAAAUGGUAAUGUAUAUUAUAGAGGACGCAAAGAUGAUAUUAUUAAAAGAUUUGGACACAAAAUUAAUUUACAGUACAUCGAAUCAAGUGUAAUGCAAUGUCCAAGAGUGAAAACAAGCUCUUGUAUCUGGCUACCUAAACCAUCACUUUUAGUUGUGUAUUUCUCAUCAGAAACACUUAGCAGCCAAGAAUUGUCAGACUUUCUAAAAUGUAAGCUUGAUGAUAAGCACUGGCCAGAUAAAAUCAUUAGAGCUGACAAUUUACCCACAAAUCCACAUGGAAAAAUGUCUAAAUUGCUACUAUCUAAGAUGUAUGAGGAAACAGUGAAUAUGCCACUAACAUUAGAUUCAUUAAGAGUUAGUUUUUUGAAGGAACUCCAAAUUAUAAUGAGUAAAGUAAACUUGACUUAUGAAGAAAUAAAAGACAAAGAUUUUUUUUCUAUUGGUGGCACAUCAUUUCUGGCCGUGUCCAUGUGUAACAAGCUGUCUCUCAGCUGUCCAAAAUUGGGCAAUCUAAUUCUACCUUACUUGGUGUCUCAAAAAACUACCAUUGAUGAUAUCUUACAAUUGGUACAUAAAGAAACAUGUGAUAGUGAAAUAAAAGUUAAGAAAAAAAUUAAAAGGACAUACUCAGAUGCUCAUAGUUGUACACAGAGUCAGUCUUACAAGAGGUCUAACACUGAAAGUUCAACAAAUCUUAUAGAAUUCAUACUAUUAUGGACCAGUGAUACUGGGAAAUGUGUUGAUGCCUCUCCAUUAUUAUUUCAAAUAGGAUUCAAUUUAUAUGCGAUAGUCGGGAGUCAUUCUGGCAAAAUCGUAGUUGUAGAUGCAAUAUCUGGAAUAUUGCAGGGCACAUUAAUAGUAAAUUCGCGGAUUGAAGCAUCCGUAUUCUGUUACCACAAGAAAGAAAUGUCACCGUGCGCCGUGGUUGGCGCACAUGACGGUACCGUGCUAUGCUUUGCAUUGGAAACAUGCAACGAAAUCUGGAGGAUUAAUAUUGGGUCCAUGAUAAAAAGCAAAGCAACAUGUUGUAAUGAUUUAUUCUAUAUUGCUUCCUAUGAUGGAAGAAUUAGGUGUAUUGAUGUAAUGACUGGAGAAAUCAAGGAAACUAUUCAUAUUGCAGAUCAGGGGAUAUCAGCCAACUUAGUUCUAGCUAAAAAUAAGUAUGUGCUUCUUGGCACCCUGUCUGGUGUCUGCGCAAGUAUUCAUACAAUCACAAAUACAGUAGCUUGGUGUGGAACUCUUGGCAGCCCAGUGUUUGCCAGUCCCAUACUAUAUGAUGAUGACAAAUAUGUGGUAUUUGCUGAAGUUAAUGGUGAUAUUCAUUGCAGAACGGUCGAGAAAGGUAUCAAGAUUUGGAAAUAUCAAGGAUCAAAAGGGAAUAUCUUUUCGUCACUUUAUGUAAAAGAAGUUGAUAAAUUAAAGUGGCAAAUGGUUUUUGGUUGUCAUGAUAGUAAUGUUUAUAGUAUUAAUAUUAAGAAUUUCCAGCCUAGCUUGCAUUGGAAAACACAGCUUACUUCACCUGUGUACUCCACACCUUGUGGCUUAAGUGAUAAAUUAAUACUAGCUGCUUCCAAUGAUGGGAAGAUCUGUGUUAUAGAUGGAGAGACAGGGAUGAUAUUAGCAGAUUAUCAACUGCCUGGUGAAACUUUCUCAUCUCCAGCAGUCUAUGGAGAUUACAUAUUCAUCGGUUGUAGGAAUGACCACCUUUACUCUUUGAAAUAUGUUUUAAACUUGUAAUUAAACUGUCUAGUUAAUUAUAAGAAAUUAAUAUAUGAUCACUGAUCUACUGAAAGAUGUUAUAAAUAUCACAAACAAAUGUUUGAUUAUGUAUUAAAUUUUAA